AUGUGGAACUGUCUCCCACUCGUACGGGUCUUGCUGGGCGGGCUUGCCUUCAUAGUACCGCCUGCUACAGCGACCGGUGGUCUGAACGGCCUGCCCGUUCUGAAUGGUCCUAUCCCCAUAGUUCCCCGAGGUGAUCCAGAUAUGAAGUCGGGACCUGGACAGUUCGUUCACCCUGGCCUCUGGCAUACACACGAUGAUCUCGAGAGGAUAAGAGUCGGUGUCCAGCAGGGCGAAGAGCCUUAUGCCUCUGCUUUUAAGAACUUCAGUGCGAGCGAAUUUUCCAUGGCGGAUUACGAAAUGCGCGGUCCGCACAAGAUUUUAUGCCGAGGUGGCUGCAACAACUACACUACGUUCACUUCAGAUGUACGUGGCGCGUAUCAAAAUGCCCUGAUGUGGUACAUCACCCGCGACCAGGGGCACUGGGACAAGGCUGCGUCGAUCCUGGAUGCAUGGGGUACCAACUUGACCGACAUCAUCGGUGUCGAUACAUCUCUUCUGGUCGGCCUGGAAGGCGACCUGUUCGUCAAUGCUGCGGAGAUUAUGCGAUGGGAAGGCAGCUGGGUAGAGCAGGGAGCGAAAUGGAUGGGUACGUCUGGUUUCUCCAAUCAGCUAUAUUGGCUGUUCGCCAAGCAGUCCAUCAACAUUGGACAGGCCAACUACGGUAUGGCGAGCAUCAAAGCACUAUUGUCUUUUGCCGUCUAUCUUGACGAUGUGGCCUUGUAUAACUAUGCCCUCUAUGCAUGGAAGAAUGAUCCCUGCGGUGGCGUCUACGGUAACUUCCAGGUGCCCACAGGGCAAGGUGCUGAAAUUGGUCGUGAUCAAGGCCACGCAAAGGGAGCACUUGCUUGGGCCGCACAGGCUGCUCGAGUGAUCCAAAGCCAGGGCCGUGACGUCUAUGGCUACGGCGAUGAUCUUCUUCUCAAGGCUAGUGAAUAUGUUGCCAAGUACAAUCUCGGCUACGAUGUAGAAUAUGACCGCAAUUUCUACCGGUGCGAGGCAGUCCUCGUCAACGGACCCUGGGCUCAACCUUCAAACAUCAGCCGUGGCAUCACUGCCGGUGCAUUUGACAUUAUUUACUACCAGUAUGUUGUUAAAAAAGGCAAGGAGGCGGAGUAUACGACAAGGAUGAAGAAGGCAAUCGACGCUGUCGGUGGCGAGGGCUCCGGAGGUACCGACUUCCCCGGCUGGGGUGACUUGAUCUGGUCGUAUCAUGGGCAAGGUCGGUUCGAUAAUGACAAUCAUCGAACAAUUUGGGGCGGAGGCAAGCUGGGCCCCGAGGGUUUAGGGAAUAUUAACGUUAGAACUUAG
This is a messenger RNA of Clonostachys byssicola, 1308 nucleotides long. NCBI's taxonomy places the organism in Eukaryota, Fungi, Ascomycota, Sordariomycetes, Hypocreales, Bionectriaceae. The record is from the annotation of a GenBank genome assembly.